UCUUUUUUAUAAUUACAGAACGUAUUCCAUAUGAAAAACUUGUGCGAAUAGCCAAAUCGAGGCAACUUCUACGCGCGUUCAUUAAAGAAGUUAAUCAUAAGUACCAAAAAAAUCGUCGUGAACAACUUCACGAUGAACUAAGAUUUCAAUUACCAAUGACACCUACAAACGACCGAUCAAUUAGACACGCAUCGAGCCCAAGUUCGGGUUAUGAAAGUGCUGUUGACGUAUCCGAUCUGGAAUCGGUUCAGAGUCUCCGUAUACGACAAAGUACACCAACAACAACACAUGCAAGUAAAUCUAAAAGCAAAAAAAGUAAAUCUAAGCCAAAAGGCGAGUAUGUGGUGGAAUCUAUUGAGAGUAUGGAGUCACAUCAUUCGCAACCGUUAUACUUUGUCAAAUGGAUGGAUUACCCACCAAGCACAAAUACAUGGGAGCCAUUUGCUAAUGUAAAAGAGUGUCAGCAUUUAAGCAUAUUCCUUGAAGAGGAACUAACAAAAUACGAGGAAACAAUAGACAUCAUUAACAGUUCGAUUCAUAAAGAAAUCGAGGAAAACAAUGAAGUACUUACGGCAGCUGACGUGAAUGUAGGGGAUUUAGAUGGUUUUGAUAUAUUGGCACAUCAGUCGGAUUUGGUUUUACUGGCGCAAUUUAAAUUGUCUGGAUCGAAGAGCAAAAUUGAAUCGGGCAAGAUUAGAGAUCGCAUAAAGAAGGCAACUUUAAUGAAACCUUUUAUCAUGCAACGCAUGCAACAACUGAGGGAUAUCUCCCGCUGGGAGAUGAUGGUAAACGAGAUUGAAGACGACGCAAAGGUGACUGUAGAGAACAAGGCUGACUUUGACGUGCCUGAUCCACUAUUCAACUAUAUCAAGAACAGUAUUGCUGGAAAAGGAGUAAAUAUUAUGGACGAUCCACCAAUUGGUUGCAAAUGUGAGAGUUGUGAACCAGGCUCGGCGUGUUGCUCGAAAAUGGCUGGAAGCAAAUUCGCUUAUGACAAAAGUGGACGACUUAGAAUACGUUCCGGAGAGGCUAUCUAUGAAUGCAAUAAAUUAUGCCAAUGCGGUCCAGAUUGCAUCAAUAGGACUAUUCAGCGUGGACGAAAGGUUUCGCUGUGUAUUUUUAAAACGAACAAUGGCUGUGGUUGGGCCCUUCGAACAAAUAGCGCCAUUCGAAAAGGUGAAUUUAUUUGUGAAUACGUUGGUGAGAUUUUGCUGGCGGAUGAAGCUAACGAACGUGGCAAACAGUAUGAUGCUAUUGGACGAACAUACUUGUUCGACUUAGACUAUAAUACAUCGGCAGAAAGUGUGUAUACUAUUGACGCAGCGUUUUACGGCAAUGUAUCCCAUUUCAUUAAUCAUUCAUGCGACCCAAAUUUGGCAGUAUUCCCAGCAUGGAUAAAUUGCUUGGACAUCAAUAUGCCAAGAUUAGCGUUCUUCGCAAUAAAACCAAUUAAGGCCGGAGAGGAAUUGACUUUUGACUACAUCUGCCGUGACCACGAAACAGAUUUAAAAUAUGAAAAUCUAUCAGAGGCGGAAAAGGUUGCUUGUCGAUGUGGAGCAGACAAUUGCCGAAAGGUUUUAUUUUAAUUUAGUGCAUCAUUUAACUACUAAGGUCGUGUGUAAGAAUUAUAUUGUUAAAUUGCUUAAGUUUUCAUAACAAAUUAACUUUUUUUUUAACCAAACGAAAAUCAUACAUUAUUCUUUAUUAAGAGUUUUAGUUUGAGGUAAAUGUGGUUUGACUUGUUUAUUUUUUUUUGUUUUUAGCAAAACUAUUAGAUAAUUGAGCAUCUAAAUAUAAUUAUUUUUCGUUAUACUUUUUUUCAAAAAAUAACAAUAAAAACUUUUUUA
Eupeodes corollae is the source of this 1847-nucleotide messenger RNA. It is a transcript of the gene Su(var)3-9, whose product is annotated as histone-lysine N-methyltransferase Su(var)3-9. Gene Ontology annotation, cellular component: nucleus. Gene Ontology annotation, molecular function: histone H3K9 methyltransferase activity; zinc ion binding; protein binding. Lineage: Eukaryota; Metazoa; Arthropoda; Insecta; Diptera; Syrphidae. The transcript has a single exon. Bases 156 to 1586 code for a protein of 476 amino acids. The record is from RefSeq and is a predicted model, not a curated record.